GCGGAGCGCGCCGUGGGCAACAUGGCGGCGGCGGCCGCCGAGGCGGUGGCGCUGCGGUUGUCGCGGCAGGAGCGGGAGCUGCGCUGGCUGGCGGCGGAGGUCGGUCGGCUGAAGGAGCCGCAGGAGGAGCCGGACUGCCCCGGAAGCGCCAGCCCCGAGCUGCAGCGGCUGCGGGCCGAGAACGAGAAGCUGCGCUACCGCCUGCUGCACCUGCGCCGCAGCCUGGCGGCCGAGCUGGGCCGGGCGGCGCCGGGGCAGCCCCCGGCCGGCGGAGAGAAAGUCUCCAGUGCAAGUCCAACUGAUGUGGUGAAUCAAAUUGAAGAGGAAAAGAAAAAAGAAAAUGAAGCUGUGAACCAACACCAGAAUGAUCUCCAGUGUGCACCAGGCUUCAUAGAAGACAGACUGAAGCUUUAUGAAGCACUGAAGAAAGAACAUGAUGCUUUGCUAGCUUACAGAGCAGCCAACCAGAGCAAAUCUAUCAAAAUUACUCUGACAGAUGGAGAGACGGUUGAAGGGGAAUCUUGGAAAACCACGCCAUAUCAAUUAGCUGUAGGAAUUAGUCAACUGUUGGCUUCGAAUGUGGUCAUAGCCAAAGUGAAUGGUGAACUCUGGGACCUGGACCGUCCCCUGGAGGAAGAUUGUACUCUAGAGCUGCUCACCUUUGAUAAUGAAGAAGCCAAAGCUGUUUACUGGCAUUCCAGUGCUCACAUUCUUGGAGAGGCCAUGGAAGGAUAUUUUGGGGGCUUCUUAUGCUAUGGACCACCAAUUGAGAAUGGAUUUCAUUAUGACAUCUAUAUUGAAGAUAGAAGUGUAUCUAGUACUGAAUUCCCACUACUAGAGAGCUGUUGUAAAAAUAUCAUAGAAGAGAAACAGGUUUUUGAAAGGCUGGAAGUCAAAAAGGAGAUCCUGUUAGACAUGUUUAAGUAUAACAAGUUUAAGUGUCGUAUCCUUAAUGAGAAGGUGAAGACACCAACUACCACAGUAUACAGAUGUGGUCCAUUGAUUGAUCUCUGCAGGGGUCCACAUGUGAGACACACUGGAAAAAUUAAGGCCUUUAAAAUAAUUAAGAGUUCCUCUACAUAUUGGGAAGGAAAAUCUGAGAUGGAAACUCUGCAGAGAAUAUAUGGAAUAUCCUUUCCUGAUAACAAAAUGAUGAAGGAAUGGGAAAAAGUCCAGGAAGAAGCCAAAAACCGGGAUCAUAGGAAAAUUGGAAAGGAGCAAGAACUCUUCUUCUUUCAUGAUUUGAGUCCUGGAAGCUGCUUUUUCCUCCCUAGAGGUGCCUUUCUUUAUAACACACUCAUGGAUUUCAUAAGGGGUGAAUAUCGCAGGCGUAAUUUUACUGAAGUUGUAUCUCCAAACGUCUUCAACAGUAAACUCUGGGAAGCUUCAGGACAUUGGCAGCACUACAGUGAAAAUAUGUUCUCUUUUGAGAUUGAGAAGGAAGCUUUUGCCCUUAAACCCAUGAAUUGUCCAGGACAUUGCUUGAUGUUUGCCCAUCGUCCCCGAUCCUGGAGGGAAUUGCCUCUGAGACUUGCAGAUUUUGGAGUUCUUCACCGAAAUGAACUCUCGGGCACUUUGAGUGGCUUGACUCGUGUAAGGCGUUUCCAACAAGAUGAUGCUCACAUCUUUUGCACAAUGGAACAGAUUGAAGAAGAAAUUAAGGGCUGUCUUGAUUUCUUGAAGUCAGUGUAUGCUGUCUUUGGCUUUACCUUUCAACUACAUCUUUCUACAAGACCUGAAAAUUAUCUUGGAGAUUUAGAGAUCUGGGAUCAUGCAGAAAAGCAACUUCAAAACAGCUUGAAUAGCUUUGGAGAGCAAUGGAAUUUGAAUCCAGGAGAUGGAGCAUUUUAUGGUCCUAAGAUUGAUAUUAAAAUCAAAGAUGCCAUUGGUAGGUACCAUCAAUGUGCUACCAUCCAACUUGACUUCCAGCUACCCAUUCGGUUUAAUCUGACCUAUGUUGGUAAGGAUGGUGAUGAUAAGAAAAGGCCAGUGAUUAUUCACAGAGCUAUUUUGGGAUCUGUGGAGAGAAUGAUAGCUAUUCUAGCAGAAAAUUAUGGAGGAAAAUGGCCAUUCUGGCUGUCUCCACGGCAGGUCAUGGUUGUGCCUGUGGGCCCCACCUCAGAACAAUACGCCCAGCAGGUUUGCAACCAGUUCUUUGAAGCAGGAUUUAUGUCAGAUGUGGAUCUAGAUCAAAGUUGCACAUUAAACAAGAAAAUUAGAAAUGCACAGCUGGCUCAGUAUAACUUCAUUUUAGUGGUUGGAGAAAAGGAGAAAGCAAAUAAUGCUGUCAAUGUCCGAACAAGAGACAACAAAGUUCACGGAGAGAUUUCAGUAUCUUCUGCUAUUGAAAAACUCAAGAAAUUUAAGACUUCACAAAUUCGAAAUGCAGAAGAAGAAUUCUGAUGUUGCUGUUAGGAAAAAAAUUAUUAGCUGCCUAUGUGAAAUGUUUCUUUGCUCCUGCACAGCAGUGAUGCUCAUUGGAGAAAAUUUUCAGUUAAUGGAUACAUAAAAUAAGCACAUGUAGCACUGUUGGUGCUCCAGGAAAAGCAUGAGAGGACCGAUGCACCUGCCAACUUCUUUAACAAUCGCAUGGGUUUCUGAUCUGCCUGAAUUGCAGAAUGCUCAUUUAGAAAGUCCUACACCUCUGACAUGGUGGGUUUGCUGUGGAAAUAGUAAGUCAGGGCUGCGCAGUGUUGGGGAUCAGGAGGCUGGGAAGGGCAGUGGAUGCUGCUGGGGGUGCUGAGCUCCCUCAGUCACAGAGCAGGUACGUGCCUGUGACCUGGCAUCCAGUGCUUGGCAGUGGGGUAGGUGGCCCAGGAGCAGUUUGGAUUAGGUUUUUUUCUAACUCCAGAUAGUAACAAAAAUGGUAAGGGCGGGGGGGGGAAGGGACACAGGGGAAGUACCUUGGUUGUUUCAGAAUGUGUGUUCACAGACUAUAAAUACACUGGAGUCUGUUGGAAGUCUCAGUGUGACAAGGCCCUCAUGGAGUUGAUGGGAUGACUGGUUGCUGUAAUGGUGGUUGCCGAGAAUGCAGUUGAAUUACUGUAACUGUGUGUGAAGUAGUUUAUUUUUUUCCUGUUUGCUGUUGUUUUGGCUUUUUCCUAAAACACAAAAAAAACUUUGAAAAAAUUUUCUGUGUGUAAUUUAUUACUGUAUUCGCCAGGAGUAGUUAGAAUGCUAAAAAGGAGCAGAGGACAAUUUUAAUUUUAAAACACUUUGUUGGACUUGAAACUGGCCAUAUUUCUGUUCUGUUUAUGCUUAGAAAUGAUUUUUAAAGUUGCCAUUGCAGGCAAUUGAAAUGGACUUUUUGAGAGAUUAAUUUUUACCUUUUUUUUCACUUUCAUAUGCUAUUACUUAGUUAAGUGUAUUGCGCAAUUAUCUAAGCUGUACAGCUCUAGCUGUGAUUUAAAUAUCACAGCCAUGAAGCAGAAACUACAAUUUAGUGCAUAAAUAUCAACAUAAAUACAAAGCUUAUGUUUUACUUCUGUCUCACA
Corvus hawaiiensis (hawaiian crow) is the source of this 3494-nucleotide messenger RNA. RefSeq names its product threonyl-tRNA synthetase 3 (gene TARS3). The record is from RefSeq and is a predicted model, not a curated record. Gene Ontology annotation, biological process: threonyl-tRNA aminoacylation. Lineage: Eukaryota; Metazoa; Chordata; Aves; Passeriformes; Corvidae. The transcript is spliced from 19 exons. Gene Ontology annotation, molecular function: ATP binding; threonine-tRNA ligase activity. The coding region runs from base 22 to 2403 and encodes 793 amino acids. Gene Ontology annotation, cellular component: cytoplasm.